AAUUUUUAUAAGUAAGUUAAUUAACAUUCAUUCUAUCUAUAUAAAUAAAAGCAAGAAUUAUAUUUGAUAAAAUUUAGCUGGACUAAGCAAAUGAAUUACUCAUCCAUGAUUAAUUAAAGCAAAAUUAAGAAUAGCAAAGUCAGUUUUGAAGCUUCAUAAAUUUAAGGCAAAAACAAUAUAGAUAAUUCUUAGAAUACUUCUGGUUUGGGAACUAAAUUUAGUUAUACUGACCCUUUGAGCUAAGCUUAUCUUAACAAGGCUAAAAAAAAACCAGAAAUAGAUAAAGCAAGUUUUUAUUCAAAUAAAUAUGCUGUGCCAAUAGUCUAAACUGAUGUAACUCAGAUUAUUGAAAGCUAAAUUAAAGAAGACAGUUAAACAGUGUCAUAAAUAAAGCUAAAUGCUACCUAGAAUACAAACAGCCUUCGUAAAUAGGAGAAAUUACAAAAUAAUUUGAGACUUUAAUAGAAAUUAGAAUUUAGUAGAUAAAGAUUUUUAUAAGAAGCAUAAGAAAACCUUAGCUUUAAUAAGUUAUAAGAUAUUUCUAUUACUCCAGCAUAUCAAUAUUCUGAAUCCUUAAUUAACUAGAUGAAUUAAGCAAGAGAAAAUAUGAUGAACGCAGAAUUCAAGCAUAGCAAUUUGUUAGAAGAAAAUAUUAGUUUGAAAAAAUAAAUUUAAUUACUAAAAGAUGGAAUUGAAUUGCAAAAUAUUAGAUUUAAAUACUACAUUUAGUCUGCUUACAACAUGCUUAGAGGCAACAGUAUUUUUAUUCUAGAUGAAAGGUUAUUUUAUAUUUUGCUUAAGAGUCUAUUAACAGACUUAGAAGCAUAAAAGGUAAAUUUUAAUUAGAAGUUAGUUGCUACUUUAGAUGCAGUAAAUCAGAAAGUAACUCAAAGUAGUAAAUCUCUCUAGAGUUUGAUUGUAGAUAACGAAACUGUAUUAAAAUUUUUAGAUCAUGAUUUAAAUUUAGAGCAUUUCAAUACUCAUUUAGCAGCUGAAACUUUAGAAUAGCUGGAAAAAUAGGAAGAAGGAAAGUAAGAAGCUAUUAUAAAAGCUUUACAUUCAGUUAUUUCAGAAAAAGUAAUGGAAAUAGAAAAAUAUAGAAUAGCAGAUAACAAUAACAGACAAAUAAUCAGCUUGCUAACAGCAAAAAGUGAAGAAUAUGAAAGACAUAUUUAAAGGAUGAUGAUCAGCGCAGAAACAGAACCUCUUAAAAAUAAUUUAAAGAGAAUUAUUGAAUUAAAAAAAGAUAAUGAUUUAUUAGUAGGUGAAAAUGAGAGUUUGAAAAAGAUUAUUGAGCAAUAUGAUGAUUCUAAUAAAAAUUUAAUUAAUGAAAAUGAUUAUUUGCAAGAAAAAUGCAUAAUUUAUAGUAAAAAAAUAUUAUAGCUUCUAUUAGAUACUAACAUGAACGAAGAAGCAAUAAAAAAUUAAAUGGACUAAAUUCUUUAACAAGAAAAUCUUGAUUUUUACUUGAAAAAAAGAAAUAUGGAAUUUAUUAAAGAAAAAUACUCUGAAAAUAGCGAGGUAUAAAAAAAAAAUGCUGUUUAAGGGUAGGAAAUAGAAAGUUUAUAAUAAUAAAUUGAAUUAGCAAAUAAAACAAUAGAAUAGAUGGAAAAGAAAUUAAUUGAUUAAACCUAAACCAAAGGAUCUAUCCCUGGAAUUAUUAAUUUAGAUGACACUAAUUAGCUUUAACAUACUAUUUAACAGCUUUCUUUGAUUCUUCUUUCCAAGGAUAACGCAGUCAAAGUUGAUUAGACAACAUAGAGAAUUAUUAAAUAAAUGUUUUCAGAAAAUUUCGAUCAGAUGGUAGAAUUCCAAUAAGAAACAAUAGAUAAUCUAAAGAUAAAACUGAAUGAAGUAGAAUAAAAGUACUUCUAAAGUGAGUCUAGGAGAAUAGAUUAUCUAAAUAUUUCUUUUUAUUUAAGUAAUAUUCUUGUCAGUAUUUUAGAUUCAUAGAAGGAGAGCUAAAUAAAGGGAAAGUUGUAGAAAGAAAGAAAUUAAAUAAUUAAUUUUUAUGGAAAAUGUGUAUAAGACUUUUAAGACCUAAUUAAGCUAUAAAAUCCUAAAAAUAUAAAUCCUAUUAAUUAAUGGUACGUCAAUAAGCUAAAAGAUAAUUAAGAAUAAUCUAUGAGAGACUCACAAAAUUUAGAAAAACUUAAAAGUGCUGAUGAAAAUAUUCUAUCUGACUUGACAAUACUUUAGUAAAUGGGAGUUAAACCCCUGUAAGAAUAUAUUAAUAUGAGGAUAGGCAGAGUUGAAGAAGAAAAUGAAAAAUUAAAAGAAAACCUAAAAAAUAUCAAAAAAGAGAAUGUGACUGUAGCUGAACUGAAAAAGUAAAGACUUUUAGAUGAAGAAAGGUAUGAAAGAUUGAGCAAAAAAUUAAAGUCAUUCUGCUAAGACAAUAUUUUUACUGCAAGUGAGAAUAACGAUUUAAUAGGUCAUUAUAAUGAAGAUUUUUUGCUCACUAUGUUCAUUCAGGCUAACACUAUUGAGGAGAUGAUAAGCAAAACCCUUGAAAAUGAUGAAGAAGAUGUUCACUCAAGACCUUCUGUAACCAAUGAUAAUAAUUAAAUAUAAAAAUAUGACUCGUAACGAGAUUCUGAUCCCAGAAGCAACUUACCUCCAGUGUUAAACCACAGCAUCAUUGAAGAAAAACCAGGGGAAGAAGAUGAAUUCAUUGAAAAUGGUAAAAGGGUUAAAGUCAGAAAGAGCUUUAGAAACUUAUCUAGCUCCGGCCAUUCUUAGUAAGAAGCAAACCAUUAAAGAGAAGGAAGUGGAUAAGGUUUUGAUUAAAAAAUUUAAAUUAAUAUUUCAAUAUCAUCACCUGAUAGAUCAUUUUCCUCGUCUUUUAGUGGAUAAGCACCUGCAAUCGAAAACUAAUCACAAAAAAUGCAAUAAAUUGAAGAUAACUACCCAAAAAAGCAAUAAAACUAGUAAUAGGCAAUAUCUUAAAAAUAAUACGAAGAGGAUAUGAGCUAUAAUAAGCAAUAUACUAACAGCAUUGGAUAAUAUGGAUAAGAUUCAGAUUCUGUUACAUCCAGAUCAUCAGUAAACACAAUCUAGCAAAACUAAUAAACACAAGUACCAUCAAAACCAACAAAAUCAUUUUUUGAAUAUUAAUAACAAUAGUUAAUUAUGUAAAAUUAACAACAGUAAUUGUUUAAAAAUGUAGAAUAACAAUAAAUAUAGUAAUAGAGAUAAUUAGACUAAUAAUAUAAUAAUUAAUAAGAACAAUAAACUUUUAUCUCUAAUUCUCAAACUCCUUCAUUCAAGAACACUCCAAAAUCAACAAACAAUAAUUCUUUAUCAAAUAUUCAACAAUUAAGCAUUACUCAACUACAAUAAAAUUUCUCUAAUGUUAGAUAAAAUUUAGAAAAUGAAGAAUAUAUUCCCAGAGUAUAAAAACCCACUUAAUAUGUUUAACAAUUGAGUAAUUAAAUUUAAAGUAAUGAAGAAAAGCAAAGGAGUAAUAAAAGUAGCAAGCAAAGUAGCAUCCACCAAUCAUAAGAAAUGAAUGAAAUAAGCAAAUAGAAUAUUAAUUAACAAAUUAUCAAUGAAAAAUUAAAUAAUCAGUAAUAAUAAAUGAGAUAAAAAGAAAUUUAAGAUCUAAAAAGAUUUAGUGCAUAAAGUACCAUACAGUAGUUUAUUGAUCCUUAAUUCAAAAAGAGAUCUAGUGAACCAUAAAUAAUAUAGGGUUAUUUUAAUAAAGAAGAAGCUAUGAAUAACUUGUUGCAAUCUCCUAAAUAAAAAACAUCUAAUUCAUAAGUAAUUUCCUCUUAGAAUAAUAAAGACGUAUUAUCCCUAUCAAAAAAUAGCUAGGAAGGAUAAAAAAUAUUUCAAGACACAAUAGGCUAGAUUUCAGAUAUAAAACCAACAUCGAAAAAGAUGAUAGAUGAUGAUAAUAAAACUUCUUUUAAUGAAGAUCAUUUUGAGAUGCUUUUUGGAAAAAAAAAUGAAGAAAGUAUAGAUUAAUAAGUUGAUAAUAGUGAUGAUGAAAGUCCACGCUAAAACCAUAAAAAUUACAUUCACAUAGAAAAUCGUAAAUAAAAAUAAAACAUGAUGUAAUAAGGAGAUUCAGAUAAUGAUUAUGGAUAUAACGAAGAUAGAGAAUCCGAAUUUAAUAAUUAUGACCCUUAGUCAGAUGAAGAGGGAUAUGAUUAAGAAUAAAGUUAAUAAUAUAAAGAAGAUGAUGAUGAAGAUGAUGAAAAUCAUGAUAAUGACUCUUUAGAAUAAGAGGCUCCUUAUUUAAAUUAAAAUAAAUGA
Tetrahymena thermophila SB210 is the source of this 4260-nucleotide messenger RNA. RefSeq lists its product as hypothetical. The transcript has 2 exons. The record is from RefSeq and is a predicted model, not a curated record. NCBI's taxonomy places the organism in Eukaryota, Ciliophora, Oligohymenophorea, Hymenostomatida, Tetrahymenidae.